Brenthis ino (lesser marbled fritillary) is the source of this 468-nucleotide messenger RNA. The record is from the annotation of a GenBank genome assembly. NCBI's taxonomy places the organism in Eukaryota, Metazoa, Arthropoda, Insecta, Lepidoptera, Nymphalidae.
AUGUUAUAUUUCAGGGUUUAUAGAGAUAAAGAGCCAAUUAUGAACGCUAAUAAUAUAAAUGAAAAUGGCGAGACUAAAGAAGCAGUAAGAAAGGGGCUAAAAGAAAAAUUAAGGCCAGAUAGUAGAGAUAAUUCACACAGCAGGAAAAAAUCAAGACUUAACUCUAAAAGUGAAACUGAGGAGAAUAGUAAGGCUCCAAAAAAAACAGCAAUUGAAUUGGAAACAUGCCCAUUGGUUUUACAAAGACGUCAAAAGCAGAUAGACUAUGGUAAAAACACUGUUGGAUAUCAUAAUUAUUUGAAAGAAGUGCCUAUAGACAAACGCACUAAAGAAGAUAUAAAAACACCAGACAAAUUUACUAAAUACAGUAGAAGGUCUUGGGAUAUGUUAAUCAAAAUGUGGAGAAAAAAAUUACAUGAAUAUGAUACUGAACCUAAUAGUAAAUUAAAUAUUGAGUCGGAUGAAGAU